AACAAAGCCAUUCUUCUUCUUCUUCUUCGUGUAAUGCCACCACCAUCAUCUACUGCUGCUGCUAGUCAACAACACUCAGCUUGGGAUAGUGGUAAAGAGGCAUUGCUUGCUGCUAGUAAUGCGGCACAAGAGGGCUUUAUUGAAAUACAACAUUAUAUUGAACAUGGACCUGAUGGUUUAACUGUAGCUUCUUUUAUUGGUGGUGUAUUCCUAUCUAUAGUAUCACUAUUAUCCAUUAUUAAUGUAUUAUCAAUACCAUUCCAUCCUUUAUCAUAUCUCCUUAAUUUCUUUAUCCUAUUUAUGGGUAUUGUUACAAUAAUUAUUGAAGCAUCACCUGAUAUGCUUAAGGGAGGACGAGGAGAGAGAUAUCAAACAGCAAUAUUUGAUAAUGCUAAGAUAUUGACCUAUACUUGGGGUAGAGGCCUAUUCUAUAUAUUCCAAGGUUUACUGGCAAUGCUUGAACCAGGAUUAUUAUAUAUGAUUGCUGCUAUCAUACAGUUCGUAUUGGGUGUAUUCUCUAUUGCUAUAUGGAAAGGAUACAAACCUCGUUUGAGCGUGUUGCGACAGAAGGUAGCAGCUGGUACAGGAAGAGUAGUAGAGUGUAUUGAAGAAGGGAGAGGUGAUGUUGCUAACAUCAAGCCCAAUCAACGACAUAAUGUGCAAGUGGAGUAGAUUCAUAAUACACCUUUCUAUUGUAAUAUGAUGUUAUUAUUGUUGAGUGGAGUAGAUUCAUAAUACACCUUUCUAUUGUAAUAUGAUGUUAUUAUUAUUGAGUGGAGUAGAUUCAUAAUACACC
Messenger RNA from Perkinsus marinus ATCC 50983, 796 nucleotides. RefSeq lists its product as hypothetical. The record is from RefSeq and is a predicted model, not a curated record. The coding region runs from base 34 to 672 and encodes 212 amino acids. The transcript is spliced from 4 exons. Lineage: Eukaryota; Perkinsozoa; Perkinsida; Perkinsidae.